Haemonchus placei is the source of this 1761-nucleotide messenger RNA. The record is from the annotation of a GenBank genome assembly. Lineage: Eukaryota; Metazoa; Nematoda; Chromadorea; Rhabditida; Trichostrongylidae.
AUGCCGAUCACAGGUAACACCGAAAAUCAGGACGACAGCGGAAGUGAUGCCGACGACAAUGAAGAUUAUGGAGAUGAAGAGGAAGUAAUUCAAAAUAUCUACCUUCAUGUAUGUAACGAAGAGGGCCAAGAGUUCGCCGGAGUUACCACAUUCCAUGGAAUGAUUCGUAUCUUCACGUCAAGGACAUGGACUUCAUUGAUAUUCUGGGUACUGGUCGUCUCCACAUGUUUAGUGUUCUUCAUGAUCUUCAGCGGGUAUAUACUUUCAAAUUAUGCUAAUGCAAAUACUUUUAUGCGCCGAUAUUCUGAUGUGAAUCACGUCGAUAAUGUAUUCUUAUUAAUUUGUGGAUCUCUGGAGUUAGCUAGUCAGCACGUUUAUGCGAUUCCUCGAAUCAGUUCUGUACAUAUCAAAGGUGAUUGCCUCACAAUCGAAGCUCGCACAUUGAAUAGGCGGUUGUCAAUAGUAUUUCAACAAGAUAUUGCCUUUACCUCUGAAAUAUCACUCACGAUUUCCACUUCUUCCUUUGGUUCCCAACAUCCAGUCUAUUUGAGAAGUCGCCAUCAUCAUCGAUUAUUCGUAGAGGCAACUCAAAUAUCCCGACUAAAUACAACACGUGCUCCAUGUGUAAACGAUUUCUCGGAGCUUACAUGGAUUCGAAAAGGUCGACCAUUAGUUGAAGGCCUCGAACCGUAUACUUUACAGGCAUGUGAACGAAUGCAGGCCAUCGAAUGGGCCCUGCAAGAGAAGGGUUGCGUUCCGAUGAAAAUAUUUGAGAGCAACACGCUCCCAUCAUGUCCGGAAGAGAAUUUUCAACUUCAUCACUCACUUCAAAAAGACUUCCCCUGCUAUCCACCAUGUUCUUCAGUAGAAUGGCGGAUCCGGUCAUCAUACUCACGAAUAUCGCGAGGCUUGAGGAUCUCUCUUGAAUUCAACAAAAAAAUGGAAGUGCUGGUAGAAGUGCGGAAAAUGGGCAUAACAGACGUAUUGUCAUUCGUUGGAGGUGGUACGUCGCUAUUUCUUGGCUGUAGCUGUGUGACUUUGAUGGAGACAUUUGUGUUUCUUCUCAAACUAGUGAUACAAUCAAUCAAUAAAGCUUCAUAUGAAGGUGUUGGAGCCGAUGAUGAAACAAAAAUUGAAUGUCCCGUUGCUGCCGAUAGUUAUGCUACUCAGACCUUGCAAUCGAAUCAACAUAUUCCUCCGAAAGCUCCAUCAAGAGUCGACAUGAAUGAGGGAGAUGUUAUCGGUUCCACUAUGCCGGCGUCACCACAUAAAUCGAUUCAUUGUGUCCGGUUCCUACAAUCAGAUGAGAUUGUUGAAGAUGAUACGCAUCGGCAUCACUAUAGACUUCGUCCACCAUCCUUGUCAGAAUUAAAAUUCAACAGCACAUUCAACGAAAUGGAUACGCAUAACAUAGAAAGAUCUCUGAAGAAUCUUCCAUUGAGUCAAAGGCUUACCUUCGACGGCAACAUGGAACGUCGUCGUCUGAAACGGCAAUGCGCCGUUGAUAUUCCUGAUGAUAAACUCGAUCAAUAUCUCAGCGAACCAACCGGCAAACACUCGUUUUGUGAUGACUUCGAUCGUAAGCAUCCAGCAAGACUUAAAAUACAAGAAACUGCUCAACUUCAAAUUCCAGUUCGUCGAAUUUCAAGUGUGACGUCACGUGGUUCGACAUCCAGUUCUCGAGCUAACGUUCACAUCGUUGAGCACCCACGUCGUCGCAGUCAAAUAUACAAUAAAUUCAUGACAAUGAAUGAUUUUUGA